Messenger RNA from Mercurialis annua (annual mercury), 861 nucleotides. RefSeq lists its product as uncharacterized. The transcript is spliced from 2 exons. The record is from RefSeq and is a predicted model, not a curated record. Lineage: Eukaryota; Viridiplantae; Streptophyta; Magnoliopsida; Malpighiales; Euphorbiaceae. The coding region runs from base 1 to 861 and encodes 286 amino acids.
AUGACUUUUGAAAGAGUGGACCUGAAAGACAAACAACCAAUGGAUCCAAAAAGCACGCCGGAAAUAAUCAAUAUGACGGAAGACGGGCUACACAACUCCGUGGGAAAAAGCGACACCGGAGUGCCUUCUUUUUCAACACCUCAAUACCAAACUAAUCUGAUGAGAGGAAGAAACCCAAUUGCUUUCAACCUAAGCACUGAAGAGCAACCAACGCCAGGCAUGGCAGCACAAGAUUCGUACCACGAGAUGCUGAAAAAGGUGCUAGAAUCUGUCCAAGCGAAUCUGGAUAGAUUGGCUAGGAGAAUUUCAGCCCGACAGCUCCAAGAAGAAAGAGGAAGAACAGAAAAUACAAACCCAAGCCGCAGAGAGACAAGGGGAGAAAAUAACAGAGGCAGGGAACUCCGGAAUGGAGGAAACGAGGAAAGAGACGAGACAAGAAACCAACAGGAGAAUGGAAGCAGGAGUAACGAAGAAAGCCCAGGCAAUCAAAACAAAGACAAAUCCAAUGAGCAAUCCCCUGAAACACCCAGAAACGAGCAAAACCAAGAUGAUGCCCGAAGCGGGUUGAAUUCAAAAAGAGAUGAACGAAGGGAGAAGGAAAAAGAAGAUGCCCCACCAAAAAGAAAGCGACAAGACAAAGAUGCGGGGAAAGAGCAGCCAAAGAAAAAACAUCAAGAAGGGGAGGGCGAAUCCUCAGAAACCCCAAAAAAGCAAAGCCACAUACGUAGUGGAGGAAGACUUGGAAGAAAAGAUCGCCAAAGCACUCAAAAAGCUGAAAUCGGAAGAGCUGGAUAUAGACAAUCUCAGGCUAAAAGGAUAGCCCCUUUCACCCGAGAUCAUGGAAGAAACCAUCCCAUAUAG